UAUAAAAUACAGGUAUGGACCAAGUAGGGGCAGACUCCUGGAAGGUUCAAAAUGGGGUAGAACUUAUACAGUUUCGUACAGGAGUAGGGCAGAUACCGAAGGUUUGACGGCUACGUGUAUGAUAACACUUAAAGUCAAAGUGAUAUUCUGCCCUACUCCGAAGGCGCCUAAAUAUGGUACAGUCAAUUGUUCUGGAACCCAUUAUGGUCAUACCUGUAAUUUUUUCUGUCCUAUCGGACACACCCCAACAGUAACAAGUAUGACAUGUCAAUUGAAUGGUUAUUGGACACAUGGAGGGUCAUCUGAAUGCCAAGUUAACACUUGUCCUCAAACGUUCCCUACAAUAGAACAUGGAUAUUAUUCCUGCAGUAAAUUCACUAUAGGAACGUCAUGUAAUCCAACUUGUGAUCCGGGAUACUCAGUCUUUAGACUUUUUCCUAUAGUCUGUAAACUUGACGGGCAAUGGUCUCUCCCUGUGGAUACAAUAUGUAAAGAUUCCGAGCCACCUAUAAUAUUGAAUUGUCCAUCAAAUAUAACGAUGACUGCUGAAAAAGGAAAAACUUCAGCAAUCGUUACGUGGCACGUACCAUCUGCUUUUGACAAACAGGAUAAUUCUAGCGUUACAGUGAACCAAACUGCUGGUUCUAUUACGCCUGGUUCUCGGAUUGAAGGCGGUGUUGUUCAUAUUCUGAAAUACAACGCUUUCGAUAGUGCUCUAAACCCUUCAGAAGAAUGUUUAUUUUACGUGCAAGUGAAAAUCAUGUCCAUACAUGAACAUAUGUCUUUUAUUUUAGUUACCAAAUGUUCCCGCAUUUCUGCACCAAGUAAUGGUCAUUACAAGUGUGACAAAGGUUUCAUUUAUGGUAGUCAGUGUAAUUACACAUGUUACGAAGGAUAUCUGUUACAAGGAGCGUCUUCGUCGACAUGUGACCAGAACGGCGACUGGAAUUCAUCUACACCAAUCUGUAAAGAGGUUGAAUGUUUACCACCAGAAGAGUAUGGAAUCAGUACAUCUAAUGGUUACUUUAUUUGCCCGUCACCAAUAAAGUACCAGUCAGUGUGUUAUGCAAUUUGUGACAGUGGAUUCAAACUCGCUCAAUACACGUCAGCGAUAUGCAAAGUUGACUCAAAUAAUACUCCUUUCCUAAGUUUGAGUUUACAACCAGUUUGCUUAGACAUCGAUCCACCAACUUUUGAUAAUUGUCAAGGAACAAAAGUUCUUACAUUUCCUGCAGCAAAAGGAAAGACAACUGCAGUUAUACAGUAUGAUUUCCCAACAGCCUCUGAUAAUGUAGAUCCUUCUCCUGAAGUUAUAAAGAUACAAGGACCAGAUAGCGGAGACACCGUGGACGCAAAUGAUAUAGAAUUUGUUGAGUUUAAAGCAAUGGAUGAUGUUGAGAACGUCUCACCACUGUGUUUAUAUGUCCUUCAAGUGGAUGGUAAAUUAUUGAGGCGAAUACUGGCUCAAUUUUAA
Ruditapes philippinarum (Manila clam) is the source of this 1474-nucleotide messenger RNA. RefSeq names its product E-selectin-like. The annotation marks the transcript as partial. The transcript has 8 exons. The record is from RefSeq and is a predicted model, not a curated record. Lineage: Eukaryota; Metazoa; Mollusca; Bivalvia; Venerida; Veneridae.